CGGAGGGAGACGCAAAGGCAGAUUAGCCACCAUUUUUGGCGGCAAGACAAUCUUUUGUUUAACACCAAUGACAUUUGAUGCUUUGGUUUCGAACUGUUAAGAUUCCACGUAGAAAAGAAUAGAGACAUGUUUUCUCUUGUUUCUCUUAUUCCGUUUCUCCAUUAAGAUUUAGAAAGGAAAAGAGAAUAACUCUUUUUGGUAGUCACAAGGGGUUCUAUUGAAUCCCUUCCUCGGAAUAUUAUUCCGCACAAAAAGGGUAACAAUUUUUUGUUGUUGGUGUUGUUGUUGUUGUGAAUGAACAGAAAAUGCCUUUGUCAUUUUCGUCGGAUGAUGGUAGCCACCCCACCAUUGUGGCCAUUGAUAAAGACAAGCACAGCGCCUCUGCUGUCAAAUGGGCUGUUGAUCAUCUCGUGAUGAGCAAUCCGACGCUUGUGUUAGUCCAUGUUCGGAUAAAGAACUCAACAAAUCAGAAUGGUGUUGUUCAAGGUUCAAAUCGCGGAUUGAGUGAUCAAGAUACUCCUAAGGUCUUUACACCUUUUAGGGCUUACUCUGCACGUAAAGGGAUAGCAGUGAAGGAGGUUGUCAUUGAGGAUAUUGAAGUGUCUAAGGGACUUCUAGACUAUAUUAACAGCCACCGCGUCACCAACAUUGUUCUUGGUGCAUCAUCAAGGAGUGCUCUAUCCAGGAAAUUUUGGAGUCAUGAUGUGCCAACUAUCAUAAACAAGUCUGCACCAGAUUUCUGUACUGUAUACGUGAUUUCGAAAGGAAAGCAACAGUCAGUCAGACCAGCAGCAAAACCUUUUGCUAGUUCUUUGUCAUCAACGCUACCAUCUUCCCAACCGUGGUCAGCAGCUAGGCUAAGUAAUUACUCUGAAUCAUCAGAUGUAUCCAGGUCAGUAUAUACGAGGCCAGAGCAAAAUAUUGUAGGUUCUGAAAUGAUGAAGCCCAAAAUUGGACCAUCUAAUGCAUCAAUGGACAAUCUUGACGUUCAUACUAAAGAGCCCAAGAAUUCAUAUAGCCGCAGUUCUCCGUCUGAUGAUAGAGGUCUCUUUGCACCUCUUAGCCAUGGAUCAGUGGAUAUCACAACUCAAAAUCUUGAUUUCACUCAAGUUUCAGUAAAAGACAAUUGUUGCUCCUCAUCUUCAUGGGAAGCUGAGAUGAACAGAUUAAAGCUAGAGCUAAGGCAAACCUUGGAUAUGUAUAACACAGCUUGCAAAGAAGCUGUCUCGGCAAACCAAACGGCUAAAGAGCUUCAUCAAUGGAAAAUGGAAGAAGCAAGUAGGUUCAAACAAGCCCGUAUUUCUGAAGAGGCAGCUCUCGCUAGUGCUGAGAUGGAAAAAGCGAAAGGCAGAGCUGCCAUUGAAGCUGCUCAAAAAGCACAAAAGUUGGCUGAGAUAGAAGCAAAAAGAAGAAAGUAUGCGGAGUUGAAGGCCAAGCGAGAGACAGAAGAAAAGAAUCUAGCAUUAAAUGAUCUAUCUCGGAGCGAUCUCUGCUAUAGGAAAUACACAAUAGAAGAGAUUGAGGCCGCCACCAAAAACUUCUCAAAUUCAGAGAAGAUUGGUGAAGGUGGAUAUGGCCCUGUUUACAAAGCGAAACUUGAUCACACACCCGUUGCCAUUAAAGUUCUGAGAUCCGAUGCUGCACAAGGGAUGAAGCAGUUCAAGCAAGAGGUUCAAGUCCUCGGUCUCAUGAGGCACCCAAAUAUGGUUCUACUCUUAGGUGCAUGUCCCGAGUAUGGAUGUUUAGUUUAUGAGUUCAUGAAUAAUGGCAGUCUGGAAGAUCGUCUGUUCCGGAAAGGUAACACCCCUCCAAUCCCAUGGGAAAUUCGGUUCAAAAUUGCUGCUGAAAUUGCUACGGGGCUCCUAUUCCUUCACCAAGCAAAACCAGAACCUCUUGUCCAUCGUGACCUUAAGCCAGCCAACAUUCUUUUAGACAGUAACUAUUCGUGCAAAAUAAGUGAUGUUGGGUUGGCAAGGUUAGUUCCACCAUCUGUAGCAGAUUGUGUUACACAAUAUCACAUGACUUCAGCUGCAGGAACGUUUUGUUACAUUGAUCCUGAAUAUCAACAAACAGGAAAGUUAGGGACUAAAUCAGAUAUAUAUUCACUUGGUGUGAUGUUGCUCCAAAUUAUUACUGCAAGGCCCCCGAUGGGUUUAACACAUCACGUCGAGAGGGCCAUCGAGAACGGAACAUUUGCAGACAUACUAGAUCCAACAGUGCCAAACUGGCCAAUGGAAGAGACUCUUAACUAUGCAAAAUUGUCACUCAAGUGUGCUGAGCUGCGGAAGAAAGAUCGACCUGAUCUUGGUUCGGUCAUAUUGCCUGAGCUUAAUAAGCUUAAAGAACUCGGAAUGAAUAGCAAGCCAAGUACAGACUCUUAAUGUUUUCUUAUUCACUUUCAUAUGAAUGAUCCCAUUUGGAUAAUAUAUAAUGAGGAAAGAACCUGUAGCAUUUUGGCAUCAACUAGUCCAAUUAUAUUUUUUCUAAAGCAGAUUGUUGUCACAGAGAUUUGCAUAUGAACUAUUCGAAUUGUAUGUAUAAAUUUCUAAGCAUUCAUUUAAUGGUCAAAUCUCAUUCUGCUGA
Messenger RNA from Nicotiana tabacum (common tobacco), 2583 nucleotides. Its product is annotated as U-box domain-containing protein 35. Lineage: Eukaryota; Viridiplantae; Streptophyta; Magnoliopsida; Solanales; Solanaceae. The record is from RefSeq and is a predicted model, not a curated record. Gene Ontology annotation, biological process: protein phosphorylation. Gene Ontology annotation, molecular function: ATP binding; protein kinase activity.